CGCUGUCAACAGCGGGCAGCGCGGGCGCGGCGGCCGCAACGGGAGUUGGCGGGCUGUUUCCGCCUCCCGGCCGCGCCGCCCUCCGUCCUUUCUUCUCCGCUCGGCGGUAUCGCCGGGCUGAGCGGUUCUUCCUUAGUGAGAGCUCCUGGAGGCGGCCGGUCCCGAGCUCAGCAGUUGCAGAAAAUAGUGAAUGAGAUGAGCACACAAACUGUGACAUUUGCAGUGACUGUGUGAAUACCAAGUGUGGAGCACAGAAAUGGAAGCUGGCAUGGAGGAAAUCCCAGUUAAAGUUGCAGUAAGGAUCCGACCUCUCCUUUCCAAGGAAGUACUUCAUAAUCACCAAGUGUGUGUGAGAUUAGUUCCAAAUACACAACAAAUUAUCAUUGGAAAAGACCGUGCCUUCACUUUUGAUUAUGUAUUUGGCAAAAACUCAACCCAAGGAGAAGUUUAUACAGUUUGCAUUAAGCCUCUUCUACUGUCUUUAACGGAGGGAUACAAUGCUACAGUAUUUGCAUAUGGACAGACAGGCUCUGGGAAAACUUACACCAUUGGAGGUGGUCACAUUGCCUCAAUUGUGGAGGAUGAAAAGGGCAUAAUCCCACGGGCUAUUCAGGAAUUAUUUCAGCAUAUUUCUGAAAACCAUAACAUUGACUUCCGUGUGAAAGUAUCUUAUAUAGAGGUCUACAAGGAAGAACUUCGUGAUUUAUUGGAGUUGGAGACCUCUGUGAAAGAUUUGCAUAUCCGAGAAGAUGAAAAGGGGAAUACAGUAAUUGUUGGUGCUAAGGAAUUCCAAGUAGAAUGUGCCGAUGAAGUAAUGAGCCUGUUGGAAAGUGGCAAUGCAGCUCGUCACACAGGCACAACACAAAUGAAUGAGCACUCUAGUCGAUCUCACGCCAUUUUUACCAUCAGUAUUUGUCAGAAACAAUCUGCAGAGUCUCAGAAAUGUACUGAUGUAUCGCAGAAUCCAUCUUGGAAGUCGGUCAGAAUGAUUGCUUCGAAGUUCCAUUUUGUGGAUUUGGCAGGAUCAGAGAGAGUGACAAAGACUGGAAAUACUGGUGAACGGUUCAAAGAAUCAGUUCAGAUCAAUAGUGGUUUGCUGGCCUUGGGAAAUGUCAUCAGUGCUCUUGGAGACCCAAAAAGGAAAAGUAUGCACAUUCCAUACAGGGAUGCUAAAAUCACUCGUAUUCUGAAAGACUCCCUAGGAGGAAAUGCCAAGACAGUCAUGAUAACAUGUAUAAGUCCAUCCUCAUCAGACUUUGAUGAAUCUUUAAAUUCACUCAAAUAUGCCAACAGAGCCAAAAACAUCAGAAACAAACCAGUUGUAAACUACAACCCUGAUCAAGACCGGAUUGAUGAAAUGGAACUUGAAAUCAGAUUGCUCCGAGAAGCUUUGCAGAACCAGCAAGUCAGUAAUCAGUGUUCACAUGACUUAAAUCAAGAAAGAAUUCGAAUCAGUUCGCUAGAAGAGCAGCUCACCCAGCUUCAAGUUCAGUGCUUCAGUUAUAAAAACUGCAUAGAUGAAGCCUUUCCAUUCCUGGUUGACUUGAAUGAUGAUGUUAGCUUAAAAAAAAGUCAGCGGGACAGGUUGCAGAGUUGGAUCACCAUGGUGCAAGAAGUAAGGAAAGAAGCUCUCAGCAUGCAGCAAGCUGGCACCAGGACUGGGACCAGCCACGAGCCUCAUCAUAUCACAGUCCUUCAGCUGAAGCGGGAACUCAAGAAAUGCCAGCAGGCCUUAGUCAUGGAUGAAGAAGUAUUUAGCCAGAAGGAUCAUGAACUAAUGAUACUACAGAAUCAGAUAAAGGCAUUGAUACAGGAAAAUGAAGAACACCUGGGAUCCUUAAAGAUGGCUGUAGAAACACAAAGAUUACAGAAUGAGAAAAUGGUGGAACAACAGAUCCUUAUUGACCAGCUAAAAGAAAAACUGGAGAAGUUUACAGUUGUGAAAACGCUGGACGUCUCAAGUGCUUGUGAAGAUGAGCCUGCUGUUGUGGCAUCUGCAAGGAGGCCGUACAGCGUCCCACUUACAAAGAGUCUGCUGCACUCACUUCACCCACCUUCAGGGUCAGAGAGCCGAAAGGUAUAUAGCAGUCCCCCUGCCUUCUCCCUGGCUCGGAUGAUGGCGGGAUUCCGUGCUCGCAGCCAGAUGAUACUGAGCUGCAUAGAAGAUCAAGAUGAAGUCCUUCGCUGCCACCUCUCUGAUGAGAGUGAUGGAGAGGAAGAAAAUACACAUAGUAAAAAGAAAAGCGUGUUUAAGCAUUCAAUAAACCGCACAUGGACACGAAAACAAGCUUCUAUGUGCUUUCCCUUUGAGCUAAUUGACAUGAAACGCCAAGUAGAAAAUUCCAGUUUGUCCAACAGAUCUGCGCUACAGAAUGACACACCCACAGGUAAAGAGAUUGACAGCCUCCAGAAAAGUCAUGUUUUUAACAUGCAGAAGUUAAAGAAUUCAGAGUUAAGACUCACUGAGGCCCAGCAGAAAAUCAGAGAACUUGCACUUAAUAUCAAAAUGAAGGAGGAACUUAUUAAGGAAUUGGUAAGAACAGGUAAGGAUGCACAGUCUGUAAGCAGGCAAUAUACUCUGAAGAUAUCUGAGCUGGAGCAAGAAUCUGAGCAGGCCAAAAUGGAACUGGCUGAAACACAAAAGCAGCUUCAAGAGCUGGAGAGUAAGGAGAUGAGAGAUAUUCAAGAGAAAGCCAGGUUACAAAAAGAGUUCCGGAAGAAGAUGGAUGCAGCUAAGUUGAAAGUGCAGGCCUUACAGAAAAAGAAACAAGACUCUAAGAAACUGGCUUCAUUAUCUAACCAAAGUGAAAAACGAGCAACAGAACUUGAGCAGAACAUCGUUCAGAUGAAGCAUCAGCAGACCUUGCUAGAGAAAAGACUGCAUGAGGAGAAUGAAAAAAAGAAGCAACUAGAAACAGAGAUUCAGCGAGACCAGCAACAAAUUAAAGAACUGCAGCUUAAGAUGGAGCAACAACAGAAGAUUCUUACACUUAAAGAUAAAGAGAUUGCUGCAUUUAAAAAGAAUAACAAUUCUGCAGGAGCUUCAGAGAACUCAGAGAAAUUAGAAGAGCAAAAGAAAUGGCUGGAUGAAGAAAUGGAAAGAAUUCUCCAACAGCACAGACAAUUAGCAGAACUAGAAGAAGAUUUAAAGAAAAGAGAAGCCAUUGUAGCAAAAAAAGAAGCACUAUUGCAAGAGAAAAGCCACCUAGAAAUCAGGAAACUGAGAUCUAGCCAGGCUUUAAAUAAAGAUAGCAUGAAAUUGUCUUCUCGCUUAAGUAUGCUGGACCAGGAAUUGUGUGAUAAAAGUAUGCAGCUUCAGGGCAGCACUACUGAAGGCAGGACAGACAUUCUGGAAAAAAUCCAGGUUCUUCAGAAGGAAAGAGAUCAGCUGCUCACAAGAAGAAAUAGUGUGGAUGAGAAAUUGAAAGAGGGUAAAGUGUUGUCAGCUGAAGAGGAACAUAUCCUUUUCCAAUUAGAAGAAGGAAUUGAAGCCCUGGAGGCUGCUAUUGAUUACAAGAAUGAAAGUAUUCAGAGUCGACAGCACUUGCUUAGAUCUUCACAAAUCCUUUCACAGAGUGAGGAUAACAUAAUAGGAAAACUAGUUUCCUUGUCUGCUGCUGAACUUAGAGCUAUCCUCUUCAGAUAUUUUAAUAAGAUUGUUGGCCUGCGUGAGACUGAACGUAAGUUACAAAUGCAGACUGAAGAACAAGAAAUGAAGGUCAUAGAAAAGGAGAACAUAAUACGUGAAUUAGAAUCUGCACUUGAACACAUCAAGUUGCAGUGUGAUAGACAGCUGACCCUACAACACAAAGAACAUGAGAAAAAACUACAAUUGAUACUGCAUCAUUUCAGAGAACAAGAUGGAGAAGGUAUUGCAGAAACCUUAAGAGAGUAUGAAGUGAAAGUCCAGCAACUGGAAAAGGAGUUAUUUUUCUACAAGAAAACCAGCAGAGAGCUGAAGAAGAAAUUGAAAAGCUUCCUUGGAGAGUCAUCUCACCAACUGCUCGCACCCUCUAAAUAUAACAAUGCUGGUGACAAGGCAUCCAGUCAAGAUGAAGCAGAAGUUGCAUCUGAAGAAUUCAAGUUGAAAACCCAUAGUCAAGCAGGAAAAAUAAAAGAAGCAGAGAGAACAAAUGUUUUAAGAGCACGGCAGAAUUCGUACAAGCUUGGAGAAGACGUAUCAGAAUUUGGAUGCAACAAAGAAUGCUUGUCAAGCAUUGCUGAUGACAGACUAGGAGAAGAGGAAACUCAGCCUUCGAAGCCUCAUCCUCUUCUGCCUUCGGUCAUCCAGAGAAGAGAGAUUGUAACACAGUUUCAAGGAGUAACCCCUGUAAAACUAUCUCGGAGAGAGUUACGUCACAUCCCUCCCUCUGAAUUAUCUUUGAGGCGUUCAAGCCUUGGGGCUGGUGUCAGUUUUAUUGCUCCAGAUUCCAUUGAAAUGGACAAAAAGUAGUAUCAUUAAGACGUAUUUCUCUUUAUUGCAUUUUUAGUGUCUGUUGCUUCUGAAGCAAUGUUGCUAGAUUUCCUUGUUGAUGGUCUUGUUACAUAGUAGCCGCAGAUAAACCAGUAAGUCUGUUUUGGUUCUUCUGGCUAGUAGGUAUAUGUGAUGUUUACACAGUUUCAGUGAAUAUUAGAUUUUGACUAACAUGGUAUCUAUGGGCAUAUCAUUCAAAGUCCUUUUAACACUGUAGAAAUUACAUGAUUUUAGUUUUUUUCUCACCGAUUUGGAAAAUAAAACAACCCAGUUUUUCAAAAACUGCGCUGUGAAGUGCACUGUACUGGUGUAAUUUAGGUUUCCUAGAGCAACGUUCUACUCUCUUGUGCCAGAAACAAUAGUGAAUUACUUAAUUUAUUUCAAGAUAUAGCUAGAAGAUACCGUUUCCAGAAUCUUGCCCAGUAUUGAUAAUGACUGGCUUCUUUAAGCUUUUUUCAUGGACACAUUUCAUGCAAAACCAUGCCUGAGAUCAAAAUUGAUGCCUCAAGAUAAAUUUGUUAUUUGAAUGUGAUUUUAAAAAAAUGAUAUUUAAAAGUCUUAUUAUUUAAAAGUCUUAUUGUAUGAGAUAAAAGUUUUACUAUCCCUCCUGUCCCUCUCCCCUCCUACCAAAAAUAAUUCUUAUUUGCAAAAUAGUUGUUAUGGCCUAUUUGUGAAAUUAAGAUAACUGCUUACUUCAUAUUACAGCUGUUUGUUGUGGCUUUUUAACAAUUGAAUUUUGGGAACCUCAAUAUGUGACAUUUUCUUGUGUACUACUAGAGUAGGGAAAAAAAAAAAAAAAAGAAACAAAAAGAAAACGAAAUUCAUCAUCUUCUAGGGAAGCUAGAUUGACAAAUACAGUAUUUUCUUUGUCCUCGCUAUUUGUGUCCUUCCAUUUAGAACACAGAUCUUUGGAUUUAUCUGCUUCAGAGAAAGGACUAAACAGGUCCAUUAGUUUGUUGUUGGUAGGCGGCUUAGGAAUCAAAGCAAAUCUUUUUUGUAUGUGUACUGUGCUCACUGAGAAGUAUAUGCUUAACAGCUGCACAGACUUGAAUGCAGACAACAGAAGGACCACAAUUAAAUGAAUUUGACUCUUCUAUCCAUAACUUUCUCCGGCAUAAAAAGAGGAACUUCUGAAAAUAAAAUAGAUUUUAUUUCAGCAGUGGACUUCAAGUGGUCAUGUUUGAAAUGUGGGUUAUUAGACACAUUUAGCAGAAUAAUUUUUACUCUGCUGUUGUCUGGGCAUGUUGUUGUGUAUAGCAGAUGUGUCUAUAGAUAAGAAAGAACUGCAUUUUUACAUGCUGCAAGCAAAGAACAAUUUUGUCUGUAUCACAAAGAUAUUAACAGCAUGAUAAAUGGACCUAUUGUCUUGUGGCACAUUUAAGAUUUUAUGAGUAGACUGCAAAACGUUAUAUUGUAAUCAGUUAGAUAAACCAUUUAACAAGUCAAAUGAUUGCAUCAUUCACAGUUAGCAUUAUACUCUCUUGUUCAGCUCAAUUGUGAGAUAAAGACUGAGGUCUUUUUUUGUUUGAUUGUUUUUACUUUCAUGGAAGUAACAACAGUCUUACUAAUGUUAAAUAUUAGUGUAUAUUUCACUCCAUGUUUGUAGACAAAAAGCAAUAAACAAACAAGUAAAUACUGUUUAAAAUGCAUACUUAUUUACUGCAUCUCCGCAUUAAUUGAAAGAAUUACUGUGAAAGCAUUUCUGCUUAGGGAUAAGUCUGCACAUUAUUGUAUAUCUCACACUAUUCUACAAAUAAAUAUUAUUUUGUUUUGUUUUUAAGUUUCCAGAAAUGAAAAGCCUGUUCUUGAUGAACAUAAAAUAAGCAGAGGUAAAUUUAAGAAAGUACAGUUCGAUCAGUAGUAGAUGUCUACUGAUGCUGUAGAGCAAAAGGUCUA
Messenger RNA from Lagopus muta (rock ptarmigan), 6370 nucleotides. It is a transcript of the gene KIF27, whose product is annotated as kinesin family member 27. The record is from RefSeq and is a predicted model, not a curated record. The coding region runs from base 257 to 4453 and encodes 1398 amino acids. NCBI's taxonomy places the organism in Eukaryota, Metazoa, Chordata, Aves, Galliformes, Phasianidae. Gene Ontology annotation, biological process: mitotic spindle organization; microtubule-based movement. The transcript is spliced from 18 exons. Gene Ontology annotation, molecular function: microtubule binding; ATP binding; microtubule motor activity.